AUGCCUUAGAAAUCCGCGGCAAUUUGGCAAUCUUCUUCCCGCUGAAAACCAACCUCAAAUUUAGGGCGCAGAAAUGGCUUAAUCCGGCCAACUUCAACUGAACUCGGUGAUUCUCCAGAUUGUCUUCUCAGGGCCAACAUUCCAACUAGGACGACUCCGGCCGAAACUCAGCCAUGGAGUUAGAUGACCGCCCAAGGCUUCAAGACGAAGGUGAUGACGAUCCGUUUCUUAAAUUCGUCGACUAUGCGAGGUCUGUGCUAGCAUUCGAAGACGAAGAGUACUUCGAUCCUCAUGUUAAUGGAACAGAGACCAACACCCCGGGUUGGAGUUGGAUCGCUUCUCGGGUCCUCAGAACUUGUAUCGCCUACUCCAGUUCUGUUACCCCUGCGAUUUUGCUAUCUGAGCUCUCGCAGGCUUGGUAUGAGCAACACAGAGUUGGUGCUCCCAAGAAAAUACCUGAGUGUAUUAACCAGUUGAAGAAGAAGAAUAGGAGAAAGAAGCUCCCAAAAACAGUUACUAUUGACUCCAUACAUGAGAAGAAUUUCCUAUCUUUAAGUAGCGUUUUGGAAGCUGUAAUUCUUGAUGAGUUUAUUCUUCCAGGUACAAAUAUACACAUGCUUACUUUGGGAGACUUUUGGAGCUCUAAUACAAUUGAUCUUUAUCUCCAUCGUAGAUUCUAUGACUUAGUAGAUGGGAUUCUGAAGAAAGGGAGGCAAAUAUUUGUAACUGGAUGCUAUCUUCGUGCUGCCAGUGGCGGCUCUGGUCAUCCACGACUUCUACCAACUGAAUACCUUAUCAUAUUGUUAGAUGAGGAAGAGGACGAUGAUGUAAUGCUUCUAGGAGCUCAAUUUUGUUCUGAUUCCUUUUCUUCUGUGUCUCUUGAUUCCGUCAACAAAGGGACUACAUAUUCAUUGUAUGCAAGGAUUGAGUCUAUUGGUCCACUGGAAAUCUAUGAGAAGAUCAAUGGCUUACGGAUGAUGCAAGUCGUUCUUGUUGAUAACUAUGGUUUCAAGCUUAAGUUUCUCUUAUGGGGUGAACAGGUGUUACUGGCCAAUCUUUUAAGUGUUGGUAGCGUGCUUGCGCUUGAUAGACCAUAUAUUGCAACUGCAAACGAGAAUGGCGUUGGAACAAGUGAUGAACUUUGUCUUGAAUAUGGUAGUGCAACACAGUUAUAUUUGGUGCCUUGCAUUCAGCAUGAGGAGCAAGUAUGUGUUGUAACCCAGAAUAUAAACCAAGCUUUAAGGACACUUAGUACGUCGUAUCCUACUCAGGGUCCCCAAGUUUCUCAAGUUUCCUUGCCUUGUGAUUUACAUGGUGCUAUUGAUUUUAGCAAUUAUCCUUUUCGGUCUUUUGUGAUCGACCUCCAAGACAAGAUGACUGGCAUUAGUUUAUAUGGUAUCGUUUUAGAUAUAGCUCAUGAAAGAAAUACCACAGAAGCUGUUUUCUCUAUGAGAAUCGAAGAUAACACGGGAGAAGUUUUGGCCAAGUUACACUUUGUGAGAUCUUGGUCAUUAGGAAGGGUAAGCAUUGGACAUACAGUAUUUAUAAGUGGCCUGAGAUGCACCAAGAACAAGAAUCGCUUAGAGGCUUUAUGGAUUGAGAAUCAUGUUGGAGCUUCUUUUGUCAACCUUAGCUGCUUGCCAGCAUUGUUAACGUCAUCUUGUCUUCAUAAACUUUCACGACUUUCUGAUCUUACCUGCAACACUCUUGGUACGAAGGUCUGUCGAGUUCGGCUUGACCAAGUUUCACAUUGUCAUGUUAGUACGAAAUUUUUGCAUGCAAUUUGUGGUCAUUUUGUCGAGGAGACACCUGCCAGAAUUGAGUGCAGCUUCUGUCGUUGUGAAUGCAAGUCUGAGUUCGUGCGUACAUUCGACCUGAAAAUCACCCUUGCAGACGAAAGUGCAAAAAUCUUUGCUUGGUGUACAGGUCAAACUGCUGCAGAGUUGUUGCAAAUAUCUCCUGAUGAAUUCUGUGAACUACCUGAGGAAGAACAAGUAAUGUACCCAUCGUCACUCGAGAAUGAAAAUUUUGUGGUUGCAAUAGUGAAUUGCAGGAGACAGAGCAGCAAAUGUGGAAAUAAUGUCUAUUUUGUUAAGGAUCCACUUUCAUGGGAGAUUACUCGUGCACUCAAGUGUGAAUGAUGUUGCAUUCAGGAACUGUCUUUCUAACAAUGGCUGCCGCAAGAAGGCAAAAGAUAUUGUUCAUUGUUCAUUUCAAUGUCUUGUUCCGCAAUAUCCAAUUCAUUUUGAGUUCACCAACACCUUACCAAGUGAAGAGGUCAUAUCAAUAUAAAGGUAAACACAUUUCUAAUUUUCUGGUCCCUUUUAUUUAUUUUUUUCUUUUUUUACUCUGGCAAUGUGUUGAUGUCUUGGGCCAAUAUAGAUGUAAUCCGUUUUGUAAUGAUUUAGUCAUGUAAUUUUGGAAAUGUUAU
Molecule: messenger RNA, 2431 nt
Organism: Benincasa hispida (wax gourd)
Lineage: Eukaryota; Viridiplantae; Streptophyta; Magnoliopsida; Cucurbitales; Cucurbitaceae
Product: Nucleic acid-binding proteins superfamily
Source: RefSeq, a predicted model, not a curated record